ACCAUCCAUGUAUUCUGUCUGAUUACCACAAUGAACGGCGGCAGCACUGACUCCACUUACAGCCCUCCAGCCAGAGGAAGCAACUUACACGUUUUCUCCUUCCUCUCUGCUUUCACCCAAAAAGGAAACCAUCCACUAACCCAUCGAGCAGAAACAUCCUAACAGCCAUCACUCCUAUGGUCUUUACUGCAGAGCCAGUAUGGAGAAGUCCUCCAAUCAUGUCCACCCCGACCUCCCGCCAAGAUCCAGAAUGCCGCCCAGGAAGGAGAGGGAGAGCGGAGCCUCUGUGCCUCCCAGGAGUCACAGACAAAGGCCAUCGAAGGCAGGCCGGGUCCCCGAGGCAUCAUCAGUGAGGAAAGAGAGACGGCAGAUGGAGAAGCCAGAGACAAAUGUGGAGAAGGUGGAGCUGGAGACAGAAGUGAAGGUGAGGUCCACUGUGGUGGACAUAGACAGCGUGAGAGAGGACGAGGUCAAGGAGGAGAACCUGGGGCUCCUGGAAGCAGCGGAGCAGGAGGACGGUCUGAAGCGCAAGAACCUGGGAGUGUUUGAGUGGCUGCUGAUGGUCUUCGUCUUGGCUCUGGUUCUGCUCGUUCUCCCUUUUUCCAUCUGGUUCUGUGUCAAAGUAGUCAGGGAGCAUGAGAGAGCUGUGAUCUUCAGACUGGGUCACCUACUGCGUGGAAGACCCAGAGGACCAGGCCUUCUUUUCUACCUCCCACUCCUGGAUGUGUGUCACAAGGUUGACAUCAGACUGAAGAUGCUGAAGGUUCCUUCUCACACGGUGGUGACAAAGGACUUGGUGAUGCCGGAGCUGAGUGCAGUGUGUUAUUACCAGAUAGAGAACGUGGCUUUGUGCAGCACGGCUCUGUCCAGUCUGACCACAGUGCUGCAGACUCUGGUCCAGGCAGUGGUCAGAGACGUUCUCUCCCAACACACAUUCAGCCACAUCCUGUUGCACAGGAGGAGGAUCGGACAGCAGAUACAAACGGCGGUUGACUGUGUUGCUUGCCGCUGGGGCAUCAGGGUGGAGAGAGCAGACAUAGAGGAGCUCAGUGUCCCUGUGGAGUUACAGCAGAGUCUGGCAGCCGAGGCCGAGGCUAAGAGACAACACCAGGUCAGAGUAAAAGCAGCAGACGGGGAGAGAGAUGCCUGGGAGGGGUUCAGGGCUUCCCUCCGUCUCCUUCAUCCUGCCCUGGUCCUUCCACUCCCCCCAGAUCUCCUCAGCGUGACCCCUGACCUCUCAUCCCUCCCGCCCCCUCCUCCCCCUGCUGUGGAAGGAGAGAGAGGGACGACAGAUACAGACUCGCCAAUGAUGUGACAUGAAAACGUAUUAUUGAAAACCCAACGGCAGUGAGUGCGAGCCAGUAAUUCUCAGCUUACGGUAGAGUUUCAGGAAAUGUUUUUAU
Molecule: messenger RNA, 1403 nt
Organism: Cottoperca gobio
Lineage: Eukaryota; Metazoa; Chordata; Actinopteri; Perciformes; Bovichtidae
Gene: nphs2
Product: NPHS2 stomatin family member, podocin
Cellular component (GO): plasma membrane
Source: RefSeq, a predicted model, not a curated record